Nicotiana tabacum (common tobacco) is the source of this 994-nucleotide messenger RNA. RefSeq lists its product as uncharacterized. The record is from RefSeq and is a predicted model, not a curated record. NCBI's taxonomy places the organism in Eukaryota, Viridiplantae, Streptophyta, Magnoliopsida, Solanales, Solanaceae.
ACUUUGAGUGAGCUUCUAUUAAGAUCACCAACUGAUUCUUUACCAUCUUUAAGAACUUGCCACCUCAAUAUUCAAGACCGCAGUGUCCUCAUCUUCAAUGUCUCUUUCUUUAAUUCUUGUUCACCUAUAGCAGAUAAGUCAUAAAUUUGUGAUAUAUAUGCACAAACACAGAAACACUACGUUCUUACUCCAUAAUAAAAAGAAGCUAGAGAGGACAAUAAGCCCAGACAAGAAAAAGAUCCCGGCUUUUAGAAACAAUGAACCGGCUCGAGAAUAAAGACUUAAUUUGCUCCUUGCCUGUUAUACCAAGAUUAGAUCGACUGGAUUUCUUGCUGCAGCUUCUGGAAGAGAAACAUGGGGUUUCGGGAAGACAUUCCCUAAAUACUGUCGCAAAGAAAGCAGAAGAAGAAGAAGAGGAUAAGUGCAAGACUCAGACUCUGACUCUAUCCUCUGCUCUGGAACAAGUUUAUCUCAAAGGCACACUCAUAGAGCGGCUCACAGCGCUCGAGAACCGAGUUUCGCAGUUAAGGUUAGAAAUGGAUGAAGGAAAGACGUCAAGGUGGAGCUCAACAAAGUCAUCAAGGCAUGGUUCAGUUGCAUAUAAAGCUGCAAGGAGUGAAGAAGAUGAAAAGGCCAAUCUCCAGGAGAGGCAACUCGAGGAAGAAGCCUCGACUACUAAAGCAGCAUCUUUAGCUGAGAAAACAAAUCACAAAGUUGUUAGUAAUGCUAAAAUGAGAAGGCAUCCAAGUAAAUCCUACAGAAAAUGGCUUGGCUGGCUCCAUGUGAGAUGUUAAAGUCUGAGAUGUUAAUUGAAGACAACAGAGAUCUUAUUUGUUUUUCUAUUUUAAAGAAUUAAUAUGUACCUGUAACGGAUUAAUUAUUUGAACCCUCAUAUGAUCAAGAGAAAUUUGGGCUUGUAGCUUCAAAUGAAUUGUAUGUUAAUUAGUUUGAUGCUUGCUUGAAUUCGAUCGACUCAUCCAUAGUUGGUUGUGAA